UAUAUCUAUAUAUAAUUAUAUUGUUUCUCUCUUUGAACAGAGAAUUUUUUUGAGAUUCAGAUCCAACCCGUCUUCUUUAUUUCCGCCAUUGUUGCCAAUUUGGAAUUAGCUUCAGACCUGACAAAAAUGGCAACGGUGUCGCCUUUGGCCAAAUACAAGCUCGUCUUCCUCGGCGAUCAAUCCGUAGGCAAGACCAGUAUCAUUACACGCUUCAUGUACGACAAAUUCGACACCACUUAUCAGGCUACAAUAGGCAUCGACUUUUUGUCGAAAACAAUGUAUCUUGAAGAUCGGACAGUUCGUUUGCAGCUUUGGGAUACUGCAGGACAAGAAAGGUUCAGGAGUUUAAUUCCAAGCUACAUCAGGGAUUCUUCCGUGGCAGUAAUAGUUUAUGACGUGGCUAAUAGGCAGUCAUUCCUCAACACAAGUAAAUGGAUUGAGGAAGUGCGCACAGAGCGGGGUACUGAUGUCAUCAUCGUCCUUGUCGGAAACAAAACUGAUCUUGUUGAUAAAAGGCAGGUUUCUAUAGAGGAAGGAGACGCCAAGUCUCGUGAGUUUGGAGUUAUGUUCAUAGAGACCAGUGCAAAAGCAGGAUUUAAUAUCAAGCCUCUCUUCCGUAAAAUCGCGGCUGCCUUGCCUGGGAUGGAAACGCUUUCUUCCACAAAACAGGAAGACAUGGUCGACGUAAACCUUAAGCCGACAGUCAACUCAUCACAGACGGAACAGCAAGGAGGAGGUUGCUCAUGCUAGCCUCUAUACUCGUUUGUCAUGAAAAUUGGUUCAACAUUAUGGAAGCUUUAAACCCUUUUUUUUUUCUCACUAAGCAAUUCAUUUGUCAUAAACCAGUAUAGCAUUGCUCAAUUCUUUACAAAAUCUCGGUUACAAUUUUUGUCUGUAUUUCAACUUCAUUUUGUUUUUAGAUGCAUUGUCUUCGAACUUCAACUUUCUCCCUUGCUAUAUAUAAAUUUAAGAAAAAAUCUAUGUUAAGUUAA
This is a messenger RNA of Humulus lupulus (European hop), 992 nucleotides long. RefSeq names its product ras-related protein RABH1e. The record is from RefSeq and is a predicted model, not a curated record. The transcript is spliced from 6 exons. NCBI's taxonomy places the organism in Eukaryota, Viridiplantae, Streptophyta, Magnoliopsida, Rosales, Cannabaceae. Gene Ontology annotation, molecular function: GTPase activity; GTP binding. Bases 127 to 750 code for a protein of 207 amino acids.